This is a messenger RNA of Porites lobata, 1434 nucleotides long. The record is from the annotation of a GenBank genome assembly. NCBI's taxonomy places the organism in Eukaryota, Metazoa, Cnidaria, Anthozoa, Scleractinia, Poritidae.
AUGCCCAAGUCCUUCCUGUUAAAAAGGCGAUCUGUGAAUGGCAUGGUAAAGUUAACUGCGAAGCCGUCAGACAAGCAAGCCGAGAAAGGUAUGCGCAAAAAUGCUAUAAAGCUCAAGUUAAAGUAAGCUUCCUUCAUUUUGCAGUUUCGAUUAAUGAUAUCCCGGCUAUGUAUUCUUAUCUAAGUACUUAAACUUUACCUGUGUGCUAAAGUCAUUCAAUAAAAUCCAUGUUUUCCUACGUUUUAUUUGGCUAAGUUCAAACUAAUAAAGUUACAAAACUUGGUCCCUUAAAAAUGUGAGUGUUAAUAAUUUACAAUUUUCAGUACAACGUUGAAAAAAUUGUACAAGCCUUGAGUAACUGUUGAGGUUAGCCUGAAUAUAUAAUAAGCUGUUAACCCUUCAAAACAAAGAGAAUACUAUCUUUGUCAAACACUCAAUGACUUUGUGUUGAUUCUACACACAGGCGUAGCAGAGGGAAUGAAUGCAUCAUCCAAGCCUGACCAAAAAGUCCAAGAAGUAAUGCAGUACGGACUUCAUACAGAGCCAAGGUCUCCAUCAGUAACUUCUCAGGUUGAUGCUCAAGACAGAAAUAUUUUCAGCACAAGAGAAACAGCUUUUGACAAGGACUUCAGUCACCUCUACAUUUACAACCCAGUGUACCACUUCCCGGUUCCUGAUGCAUUGAGAAGUGUCUACGAGAAGGACCAGGCAGUUUUCAAUAACAUGCAUGCCUGUUUUAGUUAUUUACACACUACGAGAAGUGAACAUUUUGAAUCAUGGCGUUCAAACGCAAUUGGGUAUUUACCAGUAGUAAGCUACGACGUUUUUAAGGGAGAAAACCUCCUUGCCUCGCCCUCAAAGGUUCUUAUCCCUGAAGAAGUCAGGGAGCCCUACAGAUGUGAUCAAUGUGGUAAGGUUUUUAAGACAAAAUACACCCUAGCAAUUCACCUCAAAAUGCCUAAUCACACUUUCGCGCGUCCUUUUGUUUGCAAUACGUGUGGCAAAGGGUUUCGCUUGUCCUCCACCCUGUGUAGGCAUAAGAUCAUUCACACCAAGGAUAAACCAUACAAAUGCCAUUUGUGCGAGAAGGCUUUUAACCGCUCAUCCACUCUGAAAACACACGUGCGAACCCACAGCCUUGAGAAGGAAUUUGUUUGCGAACGCUGUGGGAAAGGUUUUCACCAAAAGGGCAAUUUGCGAAAUCAUAUUCUCAUCCACACAGGAGAAAAACCUUACAAGUGUACUUUGUGCCACAAGGCCUUCAACAAAUUGUCGAAUCUGAAGUUUCACAUGCACGUUCACACUGACAAUUCUCCUUACAAGUGUAGCUUUUGCAAGGUUUCUUUCUCUCGAAGGUGCGAUUUGAAGAGUCACGUUCACACGGCUCACUCCCAAAACGAAAGCGAAAUCUUAAAGAACAAUUCCACCUGUUAG